This is a messenger RNA of Naegleria fowleri, 621 nucleotides long. RefSeq lists its product as uncharacterized. NCBI's taxonomy places the organism in Eukaryota, Heterolobosea, Eutetramitea, Acrasida, Naegleriidae. The transcript has a single exon. The record is from RefSeq and is a predicted model, not a curated record. Bases 1 to 621 code for a protein of 206 amino acids.
AUGUCUAAACUCUAUUUCGAUAAAUCCUAUCCAUCCACUCAUUGGGUAAUGCAACCCUUCACAUUAUCAGAUCCGAAAGUGAUUUGCCUCAUCAAAUUUAAAAGCAAAUGUGAAUACGUGGUGCAUUUAAAUCCGACAGAUCGGAGAGGUUAUCGAUCCAUUGUUCGAUUCAUCAAUAAUCAAGACAUGGCAAGUACAUUCAAUCGAGAUUAUACCACCACUGAAAGAAUUGGUCUUGCAUUGUCUCUUCAAUUCAUUGCAGAAGCUUAUUCAAAAAUUUGUCCAAUUUCACAAAUAGCAGUGGCUGGCAAUAAUUCUCAUCAUGUGGAUUUGGAAAAUCACUUGGUCUUGAUGGGUCACGAAGAUGAGCCAUCGUUCUUACAUGGUCACGUAUGGGCAAGAGGUUUUCCAAAUGAACAAUAUGUUCAAGAUGUCGAACUAGGAGGACCAAUGCCAGGAGAAAUAUUUGACAUGAGGGCCACUGCAAAGGAAGUGAGAGGGAAUGAAUGUAUGAUCUUGUGGAAGGAGCAAGAGAUGGCAAAUGUGGUGAAGAGAGUCAAGUUAGAACUGUCACAAAUUAGGCAAGAGUAUGAGGAACAAGGGUUAAACAUUCAAUUGUAA